AAUAAUUGAUCUUUGGAAAUCUCUUCAUGAUCACCGAAUUAUAGAGAUCCAAAAUUUUGGUCGACUUCAUCUAUAGAUUUGUCUAACCUUGAGAAUGUUAGAUUAUACAUUCGGAUAUAAAAUAAUUUCUUCUCAUGAUCAACAAGCUGGAAGCUGAGUGUGUAGUAAGCAAAUGUGAAAUUAACAAAUUAAAGAUGAUAGCAAUAGUUAUAGCUAUCGGAACGAUAUUAUUUUAUUUCUUCAUCAUCAAACCAAGAAAUUAUUGGAAGGAGAGGCAUGUUCCAACUGGAAAAAUAACACCUAUAUUUGGAGAACAUUAUCGCAAUAUUCUUGGUAAAGAUUGCUCCACAGAAUUUGUACAAAGAAUAUACAAUAAAGUACCGGAAGGAAGAUACACGGGAAUUUACUUAUUUCAAACGCCAGUUUUAGUUCUCAAAUCCCCAGAACUCAUAAAGGAGAUAUGUGUGAAGAAUUUCAAUAGUGUAUUAAACCGUCAAGCUCUAACUCCAGACUGUACAGAGCCACUUAUGUCCAAAAAUCUUCUAGCUCUCAAAGGACAACAUUGGAAAUAUAUUCGUCAUCUAUUGAGUCCAUCCUUUACUAUCAGCAAAAUCAAGGCUAUACAUGUUCUGUUGUGCGACAACGCAUCUAAAACAAUACAAUACUUUCAUGAUAAGGAUGAAGAAUUGAUAGAAGUAGAAGUAAAAGAUACCUUCACAAGGUUCACCAAUGAUGUUCUUGCCAAUACCAUCUUCGGUUUAGAAAUCAACUCUUUCAAAGACAGUCAAAACGAAUUCUACUUGAUGGGAAAAGAUGCUUCAGAUUUUUCGAAGCCUUGGAAAAUCUUCGUUAUACUUUUGCAUCACAUCUCUUCAAAGCUUGCAAGGACUUUGAAGAUAGAAUUAUAUGGACAACAAACUACGGAUUUCUACACCAAUAUAGUUAAACAAACAAUUAAAAUUCGCGAAGAGAAAAACAUUCAACGGAAUGACGUUUUGGGGAAUAUGAUGGAAGAGAGGAAGAAACUUAGAACAGAUACAAACUGUAACGAAAAUAUGAAUGAAAAAUCAGAUGAGAAAUGCGUCGAGACAUCAUUAUCUGAUGAAGAUAUAGCAGCACAUCUUUUUCUUUACAUGCUAGGAGGUUAUGAUACAACAUCAACAGCAAUAUGCUUUAUGGCUUAUGAAUUGGCUAUAAAUCCCGAUAUUCAGAAGAAGUUGAUAGAAGAAAUUGAUGGGGUUGGUACUGAAAAUGGCACGCCUAGUUACGAAGAUAUUUCAAACAUGGUGUACAUGGAUAUGGUUUUAUCAGAAACCCUACGAAAAUGGCCGAGCAUCGCACACACCGAUAGAGUAGUAUCAACUCCCUUCAACAUCGAAGCAGAAUUACCAGAAGAAAAAGCUCUUCAUAUGAGAGAAAAAUCCAAAAUAAUGAUUCCAAUUUUUGGCAUCCACAGAGAUCCGAAAUAUUACGAAGACCCUGAUAGAUUCGAUCCUGAGCGUUUUUCCUCGGAAAAUAGGAAAAACAUCAAUCCUUACACAUACAUGCCUUUUGGAGUUGGCCCAAGAAAUUGCAUAGGGAUGAGAUUAGCUUUGUUGGAAGUUAAAGUGUUGUUUUUCUAUUUGUUGAGCCAUUUCGAAAUUGUCAAAACUGAAAAAACAGAGAUACCUUUGAAGUUGAAGAGGACUGUGGUGACAUUGACUGCUGAAAAUGGUUUUCCAUUGGCUUUCAAGAGAAGACAUUUUGUGAAGAAAAUGUUGUUGGUACUCAUAGUAAUUGGAACGAUUUGCUUCUAUUUCUUCAUAAUCAAACCAGGAAAUUAUUGGAAAGAAAGGCAUGUUCCAACAGGAAAGAUAAUACCCAUAUUUGGGGAACAUUAUCUCAAUAUUUUGGGUAAAGAUUGCUCUACUGAAUUCGCUCAAAGAAUAUACAACAAUGUUCCUGAUGCGAGAUAUCUUGGCAUCUACUUAUUCCAAACACCAGUGCUGGUAUUGAGAUCACCAGACCUCAUUAAAGAUAUCUGUGUGAAGAAUUUUAACAACGUUUUGGAUCGUCGAAAUAUACCUCCCGAUUGCGAUGAACUAUUAGUGUCCAAGAAUCUCAUGGGUCUCAAAGGACAACAGUGGAAGGAAUUUCGUCAUCUAUUAAGUCCAUCCUUCUCUAGCAGCAAAAUGAAAGCAAUAUAUGUCCUCUUGUGCGAUAACGCUUCUAAAAUAGUACAAUACCUUAUGGACAAGCAUGAAAAUUUGAUAGAAGAAGAGGUGAAAGACACCUUCACAAGAUACACUAAUGAUGCUAUUGCUAAUACCAUUUAUGGUUUGGAAAUUAAUUCUUUCACAGAAAGAGAAAACGAAUUCUUUAUGAUGGGAAAAAAAGUCACAGAUUUUUCAGCCCCUUGGAAAAUAUUCGUCGUUCUCUUGUAUACCCUUGCUCCAAAAAUUGCGAAGAAAUUUAAAGUUGCCUUAUAUGGAAAGAAAACGGCGGAUUUCUACACUGAUCUUUGCAAACAAAUCAUUGAACUACGUGAAGAGAAGAAUAUAGAUAGACCAGAUGUUUUGGGCCUACUCAUUGAAGCGAGAAAUAAGUUUGAGAAAAGUAAAAGUUGUGACGAAGAGUCAGAAGGAGUGACUUAUUAUUCUACAAGUGAAACACCAAAUGAGAAAGUCUUGGAGAAAUACUUAUCUUAUGAAGAAAUAGCAGCUCAUCUUUUCUUAUUCAAGCUAGGAGGCUAUGAUACGUCAUCUUCAGCCAUGUGCUAUAUGGCUUACGAAUUAGCUACACAUCCAGAGAUUCAGAAGAAGUUGAUUGCAGAAAUUGAUCAAAUUAAAUCUGAAAUUGCCACGCCCAGUUAUGAAGCCAUUAUGAACAUGACAUAUUUGGAUAUGGUAGUAUCAGAAACUCUACGGAUGUGGCCUAGCCUUGCAUUGACCGAUAGGCUAGUAACAGCUCCUUUCACCAUUGCAGCAGAACAACCUGGAGAGAAACCACUACAGAUGAAAGAGAAAGACCUGAUCAUAAUUCCAAUUUUCGGGAUUCACAGAGAUCCGAAAUAUUACGAAAACCCAGAUCGAUUUGAUCCUGAGCGUUUUUCACCGGAAAAUAGGAAAAACAUCAAACCAUACACCUACAUGCCUUUUGGGGUAGGACCAAGGAACUGUAUAGGAAUGAGGCUAGCCUUACUGGAAAUCAAAGUGUUAUUUUUCUACUUGUUAAGUUAUUUCGAGAUCGUUGCAACUGAAAAAACAAAGGUGCCUUUGAGGUUGAAGAGAACUAUGGUUACGUCAACUGCUGACGAUGAUUUUCCACUGGCUUUCAAGAAGAGAAGUUCUAAAAUUAUGCUGCUGGUUUACACAGUCUUGUGCUUACUCCUGUACAUCCUAGUAAUCAAACCAUACCUUUACUGGUCGAACAAAAAUGUUCCAUUUAGAUUUUCUAUUCCAUUAUUUGGAGAAGGUAUCUACAUGAUCAUGGGCAAGGAAAAUAUGUCAGAUACUAUCAAAAGAAUGUACAAUAAGAUAUCUGAUGUCAGAUAUCUUGGAGUUUUUCAGUUCAUGCAACCCGUUCUUAUCGUGAAAUCGACAGAACUCAUCAAGCAGAUUUGCGUUAAGGAUUUUGAUCACUUCUUGAAUCAUAAAGUACUGUUGCCUGACGGAGUUGAAGAACUUUUGUCGAAGAAUCUCCUCCAAUUGAAAGAUCAAACUUGGAAAAACAUGCGAGCCACCCUGAGUCCAUCCUUCACAACAAGCAAAAUGAAGUCCAUGUUCACUCUGAUCUCCCAAAACGCUGAUGCGUUUGCGAAAUAUUUCAAACAAAAAAAUGACGGUAUCGUGGAGGUUGAAUUCAAAGACGCCUUCACCAGAUAUACAAAUGAUGUCAUAGCCAGUACAGCGUUUGGUCUUCAAGUCGACUCAUUGACUGAUAGGGAAAACGAUUUUUAUGUUUUGGGAAGAGAAAUGAGCGACUUUUCUACAUUCUGGAAGAAGUUUGUUUUCUUCUUCUUUCAGAUUUCUCCUACUAUAGCUAGAUUUUUGAGGCUCGAACUGUUUGGAGAAAAAACGAAAAAUUUCUUCUUGGGGAUUGUCAGAGAUACAAUCAAAAUGAGGGAAGAGCAGAACAUCAAAAGACCAGACAUGCUUGGGCUAUUGUUAGAAGCCAGAAAAGGUUCACAACAGAAAGAGAAGAUGCAAGAUACCAAAGAAGCAGGAUUUGCCGUUGUUGAGGAACAUUUGGAAGUGAAUGAAAUCAAGCCGCAAGACUUAACUGAUACAGAUAUAGCCUCUCAAGUAUUUAUUUUCUUUUUUGGUGGUUUUGAAACUGUUUCAACUGCUAUGUGCUUCAUGGCUCACGAGUUAGCAUCCAAUCCAGAUGUACAAGCAAAACUCAUCGAAGAAAUAGACGAAAGUGUACGGAAAAAUGGUGAACCCACCUAUGAAUCCAUUGCCAAUAUGAUAUACUUAGACAUGGUUGUCUGUGAAACACUGAGAAAAUGGCCCGUGAAUAUAGCAACAGACAGAAUGGUUACCAAACCUUAUACUAUAAACCCAGAAGAGCCAGGAGAAAAACCUGUUCAUCUUGAAGUUGGUGAUGUGGCCAUCAUUCCAAUAAUAGCCCUCCAUUAUGAUCCAAAAUACUAUGAGAAUCCAGAAAAGUUCGAUCCUGAACGGUUUUCACCAGAGAACCGAAAAAAUAUUGAUCCCUAUGCCUAUAUACCCUUUGGAGUAGGGCCUAGAAACUGUAUAGGUUCUAGAUUUGCUCUGUUAGAGUUGAAAGCAGUAUUCUUUCACAUACUGAGACAUUUUGAAAUUGUCCCAGUCGAGAAAACCAAUAUUCCAAUAAAACUGAGCACCAAAAGCAUAAAUUUAUCUUCCGAAAAUGAUUAUCCAUUAGGAUUGAAGAAAAGGGAAAUAAACAAAAAUUGAAGAGUCCAAUUUCUCUUAAUUUAUUAUAAUAAAUCAGUUGGUUUGGAAAUUAAUAUCAAAUAAUAUUCAAUUCUAACUAUUCUAAACAAGUCAUCAAUAAACAAUAAAUAAUAAUAAAUA
This is a messenger RNA of Harmonia axyridis, 5039 nucleotides long. RefSeq lists its product as uncharacterized. The transcript is spliced from 16 exons. Lineage: Eukaryota; Metazoa; Arthropoda; Insecta; Coleoptera; Coccinellidae. Gene Ontology annotation, molecular function: heme binding; oxidoreductase activity, acting on paired donors, with incorporation or reduction of molecular oxygen; iron ion binding. The record is from RefSeq and is a predicted model, not a curated record. Bases 135 to 4919 code for a protein of 1594 amino acids.